Molecule: messenger RNA, 4116 nt
Organism: Fundulus heteroclitus (mummichog)
Lineage: Eukaryota; Metazoa; Chordata; Actinopteri; Cyprinodontiformes; Fundulidae
Gene: mthfd1l
Product: methylenetetrahydrofolate dehydrogenase (NADP+ dependent) 1 like
Exons: 28
Coding region: 124-3048 (974 amino acids)
Biological process (GO): tetrahydrofolate interconversion
Cellular component (GO): cytosol
Molecular function (GO): methylenetetrahydrofolate dehydrogenase (NADP+) activity; ATP binding; methenyltetrahydrofolate cyclohydrolase activity
Source: RefSeq, a predicted model, not a curated record
AGCUCCAUCAGUAGCCCGAGGCAGCUUCAACUUUUUUCUUUUUCCAACCUCCGACUGCCACUCCAGGAGACAGAGAGCAGAAAGCCCCUCCUGAGACUUUUAGGAACAGAGUACGAGGUGACCAUGAAGCUGGCUACAAUUCGCAGCGCCUGCCGUAGCAUCCGAGCGUGCAAUCCCCGUCCAGGAAGCAGAUUCAGCGGCAUACCGCGGGGAUGUCCGCCGGUCGGGACGACCAACAGCCGGUUAACCCUUCGGACGGCUAGCACUGCUGCUAGCAGCGGCACCAGCCCCACGUUCACCGCAAACUUCGGGAAGCAGCACGGAGAGGAUGACUGGUCGGAAUUCAAUAGAUCGGUCGGGGAAGUGGUUCAGAACACCAAGGAGGCGAUUGCAACUCUGCAAAGAAGAAAUCCUGGAGUCCAGCCUCUGUUGGUCAUCCUGCAGGCUGGCGAAGACGACGGCGUGUUGGAGAUCAAUCAGAAAAUAGCAGGAAAGAUCGGCGUGAACGCCACUCAGAUUUGUUUGGCAAAGAACUGCAGCGAGGAUGAAAUAGUUGAAGAGUUGCUGAAGCUCAACGAUGACCCCGGGGUGCACGGAGUCUUCCUCCACCUCCCGCCGGCUUCCCUCACCUCUCGAGUGCUCAGCGCGCUCCGACCAGAGAAGGAUGUUGAUGGCAUUUCGGAUUUGAAUAUUGGCCGGCUGGUCAGAGGAGACAUGAGCAAAGGGUUUGUUCCACCGAUGGCAAGCGCUGUUUUGGAUCUGCUCGGAAAACAUGAUGCUCCUUUGAAAGGGAAAUCUGUGUUGCUGGUAGGAGGACAAGGGCCCCCGAGGUUGGCCCUACAGUGCCUGAUUGAAAGAAGCGGGAUGUCGGUUCAAACUAAUCACUGGAACUCAAAGAACUUGAAGACGCAGGUAAUGCAGGCCGAUGCUGUGGUUAUGUUAAGUGCAGGAAACGCGGACAUUCUGCCCUCCUGGGCUCGACCAGAGGCGGUCAUCAUUCGCUGUGAGCCGGCUCUGGAGCCAGAUGAUGAUAUCAUUGAGUUGUCGUCGAGCUCUGGAUUAGGAUACCUCACAGCUGCCUACAGAGCACAGAACGUGGUGCAAAGCUGCAGUCGGUGGCUCCAGGAGCAGCAGUACAGACCCUGGCACCUGCACAGCCUUAAACUGCAACCCCUAAACCCCGUUCCCACUGACAUUGAGAUCUCAAGGGCUCAGACACCAAAGCCUGUAGCUCAGCUAGCCGAGGAGAUUGGUUUGCUGCCAGAGGAGCUCGAAGCGUACGGGAGGAACAAAGCUAAGGUCCGACUCUCCCUCCUGGACCGCCUCCACUCCCAGCCUGAUGGCAAAUACGUACUGGUUGCUGGUAUAACGCCCACUCCCCUCGGUGAGGGUAAAAGCACGGUGACCAUAGGCCUGGUGCAGGCGUUGUCUGCCCACCUCAAGCUUAACUCCUUCGCUUGCCUUCGACAGCCUUCUCAGGGACCUACCUUUGGAGUUAAAGGGGGAGCUGCAGGAGGAGGUUAUGCCCAGGUCAUCCCUAUGGAAGAGUUCAAUCUCCAUUUGACGGGUGACAUCCAUGCCAUCACAGCAGCCAAUAACCUGGUGGCUGCAGCUAUCGAUGCCAGGAUGCUCCAUGAGGCAACGCAAUCUGACAAGGCCCUGUUCAACAGACUGGUCCCUUCAGUAAACGGAGUUAGGAAAUUCUCUCCCAUCCAGAUCUCCAGGCUUCGGCGUCUCGGUAUCAAUAAAACAGAUCCCGCCUCCCUUACGCCCCAAGAAGUCAGCAGCUUCGUACGACUAGAUCUCGAUCCUUCAAAGAUUACCUGGCAGAGAGUUGUUGAUACAAAUGACCGCUUCCUGAGAAAAAUCACAGUGGGACAGGCGAGCACCGAAAAAGGACAGAUCAGAGAGACUGGUUUUGACAUUGCGGUGGCCAGCGAGAUCAUGGCGAUCCUGGCCCUCGCAGACAGCCUGGAGGACAUGAAGAGCAGACUGGCCCGCAUGGUGGUGGGAACCAGUCGCUCUGGACAACCUGUCACAGCUGAGGACCUGGGUGUAAGUGGUGCGCUGGCGGUGCUAAUGAAAGACGCUAUCAAGCCCACACUGAUGCAGACCCUCGAGGGUACCCCGGUGUUUGUCCACGCUGGGCCCUUCGCCAACAUCGCCCAUGGCAACUCCUCGGUGCUGGCAGACAAGCUGGCUUUGAAGUUGGUCGGACGGGACGGCUACGUGGUGACUGAAGCCGGGUUUGGAGCAGACAUCGGGAUGGAGAAAUUCUUCAAUAUCAAAUGUCGAGCGUCCGGUUUGAGGCCCAACGCCGUGGUGUUGGUCGCAACUGUUCGAGCGCUGAAGAUGCAUGGAGGGGGCCCAAAUGUGUCGGCUGGUGCGCCUCUUCCCAAAGAGUACAUUGACGAGAACCUCAGCCUUGUUGCAGGCGGAUGCCGUAGCAAUCUUCAGAAGCAGAUCCAGAUUGCCCACCUGUUCGGGGUCCCUGUAGUCGUGGCCCUCAAUGUGUUCAGGACGGACACCCAGGCAGAGAUUGACCUGGUGUGCCGGCUGGCCAAAGAGUGCGGCGCUUCUGACGCUGUGCCGUGUCAGCACUGGUCGCAGGGCGGGCGAGGCUCUGUGGAGCUGGCCAGGGCUGUGGAGGAGGCAGCCCGCAGACCCACAAACUUCCACUUCCUGUAUGAUACAGAGAUGCCGAUACUGGAGAAGAUCAGAACGAUAGCCCAGAGGGUGUACGGAGCCGAGGACAUCGAGCUGUCUCCAGAGGCCCGCAGCAAAAUAGAUUACUAUAAUCAACAAGGUUAUGGAGCAUUACCCAUCUGCAUGGCCAAGACCCAUCUGUCCCUGUCCCACAUGCCUGACAGGAAGGGCGCCCCCACUGGGUUUGUUCUGCCAAUCAGAGAUGUCCGUGCUAGCAUCGGAGCGGGCUUCAUCUACCCACUGGUGGGAGCGAUGAGCACCAUGCCCGGCCUGCCCACCCGGCCCUGUUUCUACGACAUUGACCUCGAUCCGGUAACGGAGGAGAUCACCGGCCUCUUCUGAGCAGCCUCAAGGUUGGUUCUCAGGAUCCAUGACACUCGACCGUACGUCUGACACACUGUGAUGAUUUACUUUUCCUCAAAAGGCCAACACUCCCCGCAGCUGUUAAAGUGGCCUCACGUUAGCAGCCUUGUCCUCUAAUGCGUCUCGUUUUUGAUACUGGAGCACAUGCAGACCAAAAUACCUCAGGAUCCAAGCCGUUACACAGACAACCAACGUGAGCAACUCUCAGCUUAGUGAGGCAAUCCUGCAGGCGUAUGUUGCAUAACUAGUUUUGUGGUUUCAGGAGCGUUGAAUCCAACUGGAGAUCCCAGAAUCAUUCAUUUAAGUUAAAGCAACAUGUUCUGAGAACUAAUGUAUUUUAAGCUUUAGGUUAAUGCUCUGUUUGCACUUUUAUGUGAUAUGCCAACGAUCUCCAGCCAUGCCACAUUUCACAUCACUAUAUACGUUUUUAUGUCUCUGUCUGAGGUUUCAAAGUAUUAAGUGUUGGUGUCAGUCUGUUUCAUUUUUUUAAUAUUCAUUUUUAUUCCUUUUUUUUAUGGAGGAGAAAUCCACUCAAAUGUCUUGAUGAUGGUGCUAAAACACAUUUAAUCACUACGCUGCUGGUGAACGACCACAAACCUGUGAUAAUUGUGGCGUUCACUACCGGUAUAUGUGUGAAAUCAUUUAAAGAGAAUAACAAAUGUCAGCUUUAAUCAUUUCUGACUUAUUUUUUUUUAUUCUAAUACUCAUUUUGUGAUGUGUUUUUUUUAUUGUUAAGCUUUGUUUAUUUAUGUCAUCUUAUGGUCCAAAAUCAAGCAGACAUGGGUUCCCAGACCCUUUUUAUAUUGCCUCCACUGGCUGAGGUGACCUCUGUGUUUGUUUUUUAAAAUCUAGCCUCUGUUACACAAGUUGUGAAUGAAUUUAAUUGAAUCUGUUGUUCAAGGUUAAAGGACUUAAAAAAACAUGACUUUCAAAAAGCUGGAAUGGUGUUAAAAAAUGUUUUUUUACUCAUCUGAUAGAUGUAUGCUCAACAUUUUGGAUUUCAAUAAUCACAAGUGCCUUUUAAAAUAAAUCCUUUAUUGCCUCAGA